Molecule: messenger RNA, 795 nt
Organism: Penicillium paradoxum
Lineage: Eukaryota; Fungi; Ascomycota; Eurotiomycetes; Eurotiales; Aspergillaceae
Product: putative alanine--tRNA ligase
Exons: 1
Coding region: 1-795 (264 amino acids)
Biological process (GO): alanyl-tRNA aminoacylation; regulation of translational fidelity
Molecular function (GO): nucleic acid binding; alanine-tRNA ligase activity; Ser-tRNA(Ala) deacylase activity
Source: RefSeq, a predicted model, not a curated record
AUGGCUUCCACUCGCACCGUUCUUACAUACCAGCAUGAUGCGAGUCUGCACACUCUGGAAACCAUCAUAACGGCUGUAUCCCCCUUCAAUGCGGAAGAAACCCACCAACUUUUCAAAGAUGCCACCGAGAAACACCAUGUCAUUAUCACCGAGAAGACCAUCUUUCACCCUCAAGGCGGUGGCCAGCCCUCUGAUACGGGUCUCUUGAAAGGUCCAUCAAGUAGUUUCGCAGUAACAGCUGUUCGCAUGGAUCCCAAUGGGCGAGUACUGCAUCUCGGUGUCUUCGAGGACUCGGCGUCCAUUUUCAAAGAGGGCGACACCGUCCAACAGACAAUCGACGCGGAGAAGCGUCUCCUCUAUUCUCGUUUGCAUACUGCAGGCCAUGUGCUAGGGUCUGCAGUCCGACAUUUAUUGGAAAAAGAAAUUGAGGAUUUCGAUGAACUGAAAGCCUCGCAUUUUCCUGACUCGGCAGCCUGUGAGUUCCGGGGCUCAAUUGAAGGCAAAUGGAAGGACUCCAUCCAACACAAGCUGGAUGGGUAUAUCGCUGCCAAGAUGCCGGUUCAAAUCGAGUGGUGGGAUGAAGAGGAUUUCCGCUCGCGGGGCCUGGAGCGAUUGAUCCCUGAUCGCAGUUUGGUGCCCGCGGGGGAGAAGUCUCGUGUGGUCAAUAUCGUCGGCGCGGAAGUGUAUCCCUGUGGAGGCACGCAUGUAGAUACGACAGAUAUAUGUGGGCCGGUGACGGUGAAGAAGAUUUCAAGAAAGCAAGGAAACUCACGAGUCAGCUAUGUGGUCAAAUGA